AUGGCUUCAGACUAUUCUACUCGCCUUCAAGCUGUCCACCAAAUCCGGCCUCACUCACCCUCUCCAGCAACCGGCACCGCUCGCUCAGAACUCGCCAAAGUCCAACUCCGAUCUUACUCCUCCAGAAUGGUUACUCAGUCGGUUAACAAGACCGCUCUCCACCCUGGUGGUGUCGAGCCCACUCGCGAGCACACUGAGCUCGAAGAAGAACUUCAUACCAUAGCUCACAUUGACUACGACCGAGUAGCCAUCGUAGCAAACCCAUCAGUAUCAGCCCUCUAUGAAGACGCUCUCGUUUAUGAAACUGGCUCGGCCAUCACCUCCUCAGGAGCCUUGACUGCCUACUCAGGAUCUAAGACCGGACGUUCGCCGCUAGACAAGCGCGUGGUUAAGGAAGAGGGAUCAGAGAAGGACGUGUGGUGGGGGCCCGUCAACAAGGCCAUGUCAACCGAGGUCUGGAAAAUCAAUCGAGAGCGAGCAGUCGACUACCUCAACACUCGAAAUCGCAUCUAUGUGAUUGAUGGCUAUGCUGGCUGGGAUGAGCGAUAUCGCAUCAGCGUCCGAGUUGUGUGCGCCCGUGCCUAUCAUGCACUCUUCAUGCGAAACAUGCUUAUCCGACCGACUCGCGAAGAGCUGAAGUCUUUCCAUCCCGAUUAUGUCAUCUAUAACGCUGGUUCUUUCCCGGCCAACAGGUACACUUCGGGCAUGACCAGCGCCACCAGCGUCGCCAUCAACUUUGCCGAGAAAGAGAUGGUCAUCUUGGGUACUGAAUACGCGGGCGAGAUGAAGAAGGGCGUUUUUACUGUCCUCUUCUACGAAAUGCCAGUCAAGCACAACGUCUUGACCCUCCACUCGUCGGCCAACGAAGGUGAGAACGGCGAUGUCACUGUUUUCUUUGGCCUGUCCGGCACUGGCAAGACCACCCUGUCCGCCGACCCCAAGCGAAAGCUGAUCGGUGAUGAUGAACACUGCUGGUCAGACAAGGGCGUGUUCAACAUCGAGGGAGGCUGCUAUGCCAAGUGCAUCGGCCUGUCUGCUGAAAAGGAACCAGAUAUCUACAAUGCCAUCAGAUUCGGCUCCGUUUUGGAGAACGUCGUCUUUGACCCAGAGACGCGUGAAGUGGACUAUGAUGAUGCCACGCUCACCGAAAACACCCGUUGCGCAUAUCCGAUCGAAUACAUCAGUAAUGCUAAGAUCCCCUGCAUGAGCGAUCACCACCCCAGCAACAUCAUCCUGCUCACCUGUGAUGCUCGCGGGGUGUUGCCGCCCAUCUCUAAGCUCGACACGGCUCAGACCAUGUUCCAUUUCAUCUCGGGAUACACCUCCAAGAUGGCUGGAACAGAAGAUGGGGUCACGGAACCACAAGCAACCUUCUCUUCUUGCUUCGCUCAGCCAUUCUUGGCUCUGCACCCCAUGCGUUACGCGAAGAUGCUUGCCGACAAGAUCUCCGAACACAAUGCCAAUGCCUGGCUCCUGAACACUGGCUGGGUGGGUGCGGGCGCCACCACAGGUGGCAAGCGUUGCCCGUUGAAGUACACUCGUGCCAUCUUAGAUGCGAUUCACUCGGGAGUGCUCGCCAAGGCUGAGUAUGAAACCUACGAUGUGUUCAAUCUUCACAUCCCGAAGUCGUGCCCCAACGUUCCGGAUGAGCUCUUGAACCCCAAGAAGAGCUGGACUGGAUCGGCCGACUUCAGUGAGGAGGUCACCAAGUUGGGCAAACUUUUCAACGAAAACUUCAAGAAGUAUUCCGAUCAGGCGACUGAGGAGGUCAUCAAGGCCGGUCCAGUCGUGUAA
Rhinocladiella mackenziei CBS 650.93 is the source of this 1794-nucleotide messenger RNA. RefSeq names its product phosphoenolpyruvate carboxykinase [ATP]. Gene Ontology annotation, molecular function: phosphoenolpyruvate carboxykinase (ATP) activity; ATP binding. The coding region runs from base 1 to 1794 and encodes 597 amino acids. Gene Ontology annotation, biological process: gluconeogenesis. The record is from RefSeq and is a predicted model, not a curated record. Gene Ontology annotation, cellular component: cytosol. NCBI's taxonomy places the organism in Eukaryota, Fungi, Ascomycota, Eurotiomycetes, Chaetothyriales, Herpotrichiellaceae. The transcript has 3 exons.